This is a messenger RNA of Mollisia scopiformis, 2352 nucleotides long. RefSeq lists its product as uncharacterized. Lineage: Eukaryota; Fungi; Ascomycota; Leotiomycetes; Helotiales; Mollisiaceae. The record is from RefSeq and is a predicted model, not a curated record. The transcript has 4 exons. The coding region runs from base 152 to 2065 and encodes 637 amino acids.
AUCAGCCGGAAGAGCGUUCAACUGCAGAUCAGACGCGAAGAGCCACAACACCUCAACCUCGUCGUCUCCUCGAUCUCGAUAACAACGAUUCUCAAAACAACUCAACCACAACCCAUCCACUCUGGCUCUGUCUCCCACCAAGAUUCGCACAAUGGCAGACAACAAUAGCGAGAUGGGUUCCCUUCCUCCACCCGAGCUACCAAUUGAAGGUACGUCUACGGAAAAGGCGCCAACCAAUCCCAAGAGACCUUUCCAGGAACAAACACCUGCUGGCGAUGACGAAGUUGAUGAUCCUGACUUCGUUGGUCCUCAAAGCGCUCAUCCAGCGAAGAAAAAGGUCAGAAAGUAUCGACUCCUCGAUGAUGCAUUCACGUACAUUGGAACCCAUGUUAAGGAGCCACUUGUCGAGGUGUUAGCACGGAUUGGAAAGGAUGGUAAGAUUUGGACGCGAGCUGUCCAGAAAGGCGACUCUCGGCAACUCUCAAACUGGAGCGAUCUGGUCUCCUCCAAUGGGCGAGUGAAAUUCGAGAACAUCAAGAUCGAUUCUAGAGUGAUUGGCGAUUUUGCUGGCCUCAUCGAUGAGACUUAUCUAGAUGAGAGGGUGAAGCUGGUCAAGGACUUUCUUAACUCUGACAAGUCACGCACGACGACAAGUCGAGAACGAGUCGAACUUCCUCCUCCUCCUCCUCCUCCUCCUCCUCCUGUUUACGAACCUUCUCGCAUCCAAGUUGGAACUGAUAGGGUUUCGAAGCAACCCGUCUCUGCCAUCAUGAUUCACGGUAAAGGUGACCAUGGGCCAUAUGUUCGGUUCUCCCGCGUGGGAUUGCAUGUGGGUUAUGAGUACAAAGACAUCGAGUUCGACCAAGAAUACUGGCGAGGUUCGAUAAAUGCCAGCAAGAAAUACAUCAAGACUUUAUUCAAAGUCAAAGAUGAUUCUCGUCAAGGCUCUCAAUCUCAACGUCGCGAGUUGGAGGAGGUUGACGAUGCAAGCGAACAAUCAAGCGACGAUGAAGUCGAACAGCCAAUUCAAGAUGGACUCGGUACUCUCAAGCCUUCCAACCUCGUUCUUAGUGAUGGGUUCGAAGACGCCUUCGCCUCACUCGAUAAGUCUUACAAUGCGUCUAUCGACAGACUGAGAAGAGAAGCAGGCCGACAAGAUUCCGUGAUUGGUGAACGAGAAGGCGAAAUCGAGGGAUUGAGAUCAGACAUCGAAGAGCUCAGUAACGCCAAUAGCAAGCACCAGGAGACGAUUGCCGAGCACGAGCUCACAAUUCGCACCCACGACGCAGUGAUCGAGGAACUUAGCCUUGCACGACAACAAGAAGCUGAGACAUCCAGUGCACUGCUACGGCAGCGCAACGAGAUCAUCAGCAAUCUGGAAGCCAGAGUCAAGGAAUUGACACUUGGCGGUGGCAGUAACUCCGGUCAUACCGCCAAGACAGACAAUGAGGCUGCUCUAAAGUCCCAGGUCAAGGAAUUGGAGGCUAAGUUAAAGGCAGCCGAAUCCGCCAAUAUGACCCAAGCCUGGAAGAUUGCUUCAUUCUCUGGUGAAUCCGAGGAUUCGAAAAACACCAUAGCUCUCAGGCUCCAGCACGAGGUGGACAUUCGGGACGACAAAAUUGCAGGCCUCGAGCAGGAAUUGCAGGAUCUUCGGGCCGAGAAUGGACAAUCACAAUUUCCUCAUCCUCUGUUACCGUUACCGAUAUUCACUCGAGAAUUCGACCUCCACGGCCUGCGCUUCGAAGACGGAUUCGUCAAAGUGCCCGAGGCAUUCGCCAAGGCCAGCCUCUUCAAGGAACGCAAUGGCGCUAAAUUCACUGGUGAGAAUAACAUCCUUUGGCAAAAGACCCGCAUGCUGCAGGACAAUAUCAUAGUCGCUGGUACCCCGCUAGACCGUAUCGAGACUAUCGCUGGAGCUAGGUACGCUUGCUACGAGGAGGGUGGGAAGCAGAAGCGCCUAAGGCUGCCAGAUCAGACGUCUCUGGUUUUGUAUGACCAAAAGUACUGCAUUGAGUGGGAGAUUCUGAAGGAGACAGACCCUGAGGAGGUAGACUACAGCUUUUGAGUGACAGAUGAGAGUGGAUGGUCUUAUUUCCUUGGAUUUGGGUCCUUGAGAAGCUGGAACAUUGACCUCUAGUCUCCAGGCUUGAUCAGUUCAUACUGCUUGGGACCUACUGAACUCCUUUACCUUUUCCUGCUUGGCCCUUAGUAGGCUUCUUCCUGUACAUACCUCUACGAGUUGCAUUCAGCAGGCUUGUUAGGCCGAAUUGUCCACUUGGACAUCUCGUUACUCGAACUUACUGUCAUAUCGACAGCAAAUCCGCAGAGCUACGUACUAGAAUCAAUACACAU